This is a messenger RNA of Paramecium sonneborni, 585 nucleotides long. NCBI's taxonomy places the organism in Eukaryota, Ciliophora, Oligohymenophorea, Peniculida, Parameciidae. The record is from the annotation of a GenBank genome assembly.
AUGCAGAAUUAUGUUUAUGACAUAGAUUCAAUUAGAGGAUUAAAUCUAUCUUUAAAGAUUCCUUUGAGUCUGUUUGCAUAUAUGGUUGAUGAAAUUUAUAAAUUUACUCUUUCAUAUUAAAGUGCCUUUUCACUUUAAGGAAUGAUGUAGAUAUUUUAACGUGAAUCUGUAUAGAUGGAAAUUCUUGAAGCUGAAUUUUGCAUUAAUAGUUAUGUUUAUUUGAUACGUUUUGUUUAAAAGAAUAAUAUAUCAGCAGACCAUUUAAAUAAAUGGCUUAAGGAAAAUACACUUGUAUAAGAUGAACAUAGAGAAUAUAUAACUAAAGUAUUAUAAGGUUUUGAUCCUGAAGCAGUAAAAAAAGUAUUGAGUCUAGGAAAGUUGAAAGAGUUGAAAUGGACAGUAAACUAAUACAAUGGAGAUGUUAAAUAUCCAAAUUUAAAGAAAUUGUAUAUUUUAUUAGAAUUCCAUAUUCAAGAUGAGAAGGGAAAUCUUUAAAAGCAAAUUAUUAAUCUAACUAUCCAAGAAUUCAAAAUGCUUUAAAUGGAAUUCAAAGAAAUUGGUGAUAUCCUGAGAAGUUUUAUGUGA